UUCCAUUGCAUGUCAAUGUCGUGCUUCAACCUGGAUAUGCUCUUCAAGCCAGCACUACGUCUUGGGCUGGCACUGAAGGGCGUUCAAGACUACGUGUGCUACCAGCCAGCCGUUCCCGACAAGAAGGAGCACAUUGGGUCCAAAUCUGAUAUUCCUUCCGUGGCCAUGCCAAUGUUUGCGCCACCAAGCACAGAGGCUGAUCUUCAGAAAAUGCGACAAUUGAUUGCUGAUGACGUUCCAUUCCUGAUCCAGUGGCCUGAGGAUCAUCCAGUUAUACCCGCAGAGAAAUCUCAAGCAGUUGAGGCCUAUUUGCAUAAGACACUCGCUGAGGACGGCUACAAGGAUGAUGACGAAUUCCUUAUCGUGAAAUUUGAGAAGUGGCAUGAGAACUACGGAGAACUGGACAAAUUUGUCCAGGGAAUUCUCCCUAGGCUUCGCCAUCCCCGAUUGAAUUAGCCUUUGUGGUUCUUGGGCAAUUACUCCACUUCUUGAUGCUAUGUUCGGCUCCGUGAACGUAUACUACAUGGCUCAUGGCAGCAAAAACGUGAAGAUCUUGACAAGGGCAGCGACAGAACGUCUUCCAGUUCACUUCAAGGAUGACUACUUGUUUCCGCUGGAUUCAAGUGAGAUACCAAAGUACCCAUCAUAUGAGGGAGUCUUGAAAGAGAAUUCCGCGCUUGCCUUCAUAUUUUCGAGAACUUGCCUGGCCCAAAGCCCCGGGCGCUUUCGUCGAGGCUGAAGUAUACAGGUAAAGUUCAUCCCUUGAUCAUUGAAACAGCUAUGUGCAGCUGGGACUAUGUCGAGCAUGUGACCAAACUUAUUCGCAAUGCCGCUACCAAGGGCAAGCUGUUGAGGACAAAUUUUGUAAAUUGAGUGCUGCUCCAAUCCACUGCAUUUGCAUCGACAAAUGAUUGGAGUUGCUGCGAAGCCGCAGCACUUUUGUUUUUCGUUGCCCUUGUCGCCUGGACAUCCAUAGAGAGACUUUGCAGUCCACAAGCCGGAAAGGAGACUGAACCCAGGACAAGCGGUCUUGCAACGUCCAACAAUCCAGUCAUAUGACAUUGUCAUGGACAGGCAGCAGGCUGAGAUUAGACAAUUUGAGGCUGUGCUUUUCGAAUGAAAGUUGCACACUGCCCUCACUUAGCGAUGUGCAUGUUCAAUACUUCAGAGGCUAACAAAAAUGUGCUGCCCUUCACCCUCGCUGCACUCGUGUUGGAGUUACAAUUUGUCAUGCUUAGCUGCAUUUGCUGAACUUGGAAGCAACUUGGCUACAGCAAAGGCUGUGGAGGGUUCUAGGUUCUACAUCAUUAGUUAGGUUGUUUUUCUUCCGUCGCAUGUCAAUGUCGUGCUUCAACCUGGAUAUGCUCUUCAAGCCAGCACUACGUCUUGGGCUGGCACUGAAGGGCGUUCAAGACUACGUGUGCUACCAGCCAGCCGUUCCCGACAAGAAGGAGCACAUUGGGUCCAAGUCUGAUAUUCCUUCCGUGGCCAUGCCAAUGUUUGCGCCACCAAGCACAGAGGCUGAUCUUCAGAAAAUGCGACAAUUGAUUGCUGAUGACGUUCCAUUCCUGAUCCAGUGGCCUGAGGAUCAUCCAGUUAUACCCGCAGAGAAAUCUCAAGCAGUUGAGGCCUAUUUGCAUAAGACACUCGCUGAGGACGGCUACAAGGAUGAUGACGAAUUCCUUAUCGUGAAAUUUGAGAAGUGGCAUGAGAACUACGGAGAACUGGACAAAUUUGUCCAGGGAAUUCUCCCUAGGCUUCGCCAUCCCCGAUUGAAUUGGCCUUUGUGGUUCUUGGGCAAUUACUCCACUUCAGGACCUCAUGUUGAUGCUAUGUUCGGCUCCGUGAAUGUGUACUACAUGGCUCAUGGAAGCAAAUACGUGAAGAUCUUGACAAGGGCAGCGACAGAACGUCUUCCAGUUCACUACAAGGAUGACUACUUGUUUCCGCUGGAUUCAAGUGAGAUACCAAAAUACCCAUCAUAUGAGGGAGUCUUGAAAGAGAAUUCCGUGCUGGUCUUCAGCAAUUCCGCUUGCCUUCAUAUUUUCGAGAACUUGCCUGGCCCAAAGCCCCGGGCGCUUUCGUUGAGGCUGAAGUAUACAGGUAAAGUUCAUCCCUUGAUCAUUGAAACAGCUAUGUGCAGCUGGGACUAUGUCGAGCAUGUGACCAAACUUAUUCGCAAUGCCGCUACCAAGGGCAAGCUGUUGAGGACAAAUUUUGUCAAGUGAGUGCCACUGCAUCUGCAUCGACAAAUGUUGCUGUAGCUUUGCAGCACGCUCGUCCUUUUUGGCUCCUAGAGGAUUUCCGGACUGUUUCUGGAGACUUCAUCCUGCAUUGAUCUGAAAUGAAACAAAACACAUAUGAUAUAUUCAUAAGAUUAUGUACAUAAAUAGGGAAACAGCGAAAGAUUGCAUAAGAAAAAUAUCUAUUAUAUAUUUAAAUAUUCUUUUUCAAG
Durusdinium trenchii is the source of this 2455-nucleotide messenger RNA. The record is from the annotation of a GenBank genome assembly. Lineage: Eukaryota; Dinophyceae; Suessiales; Symbiodiniaceae.